UUCAAUAAAGGUACUUUCUUACUAUUGUGUAGAGAAGUUGGGCAUUGGAAUCAGCACUCUCCGUCACCAUGAGGGCUUUACUUAUAUGCGCUUUUGUUGUUGUUUGUGUAAGUGUUUUGGCAGAACGGUGUAGGGACCUUGCUGACUGUUCAUUAACAGUAUGUCCCUCAAAUUCAAGCCAUAUUGCCUGUCAUGAGGAGAGAUGCACAUGUGAUGCCCACGUUUCCUGUACCGACAUGCUGGACUGUAUGGGAAUUGGUCGUUGUCAUGACCAUGACGAACAUUACCACUGUCUGGACGCUAGAUGUGAAUGCCUCAAGGAUCACGAUCUCCCAGGGGAACAUCAUGGUCCCGGUGGUCCCCACCCCCAUGAUUGAAUGUUUCAGAGAUAAUCAUGGUGGUUAUCAACGUGGUAUUAAUUGUAUUACAAUAAAAAUUUUAAAAAUCAACUACGG
Molecule: messenger RNA, 455 nt
Organism: Saccostrea cuccullata (small rock oyster)
Lineage: Eukaryota; Metazoa; Mollusca; Bivalvia; Ostreida; Ostreidae
Product: serine protease inhibitor Cvsi-2-like
Exons: 4
Coding region: 69-377 (102 amino acids)
Source: RefSeq, a predicted model, not a curated record